Molecule: messenger RNA, 11811 nt
Organism: Nothobranchius furzeri (turquoise killifish)
Lineage: Eukaryota; Metazoa; Chordata; Actinopteri; Cyprinodontiformes; Nothobranchiidae
Gene: rnf111
Product: ring finger protein 111
Biological process (GO): ubiquitin-dependent protein catabolic process
Molecular function (GO): ubiquitin protein ligase activity
Source: RefSeq, a predicted model, not a curated record
UUCUUCUUCUUCUUUUGGGUGAAUUCAAGAUGCCGGAGUGAGCUGUUGGAAACUUGGCAGGUCUGAUAAAACGGUGGGUUUUAAAUGUCCUGAGAAGUAAUUCUCUGAUAAACAGUUAUUCUGAACGAAACUGAAAGGAAAGCGGAACCCCUGGAACAUAGUUUUUGAAGAGUUAUUGGACAGAUAAAGUAGCAAACCGACCAUGACUGCAACCUCGCGGCAAUGAAAGAAGCAUUUGUGGACGAAGACAUAGAGGAGAUGGAGCAUCAACAGAUAGCAGCAAGACCUACUGGUGAUCACAUUCCAACAAGAAACCCCAAUUAAAAAAAACUGAAAAAUAAAGCUACCGGGAGACAGGUGAGCAAUGAAAAUAUCUAUGAAGCCCUGCUGGCCUUUACAGAAAGAUUUGAAGAAAGAUUUGAUCUGCUAGACAAAAAUCUGAACGCUUUUGAUCUUAGGAUAGAGGCAAAUACAAAGGCAGCUGAAGAAAACAAAAAGGAAACAGACAAGCUCAAAACAAAGAUGGAGGCUUUAACGAAGGAAAACAAAACUGAAGGAAAUAUGUCUGGAAAACUCAAGAUACCGAAGAAGAUGAGACCUCAGACUACUUGACCUGGUAUAAAAAGAGGAUGAAAAUACACGGGAGAGAGUGAUUGGCAUCCUGACGAGAGUGAUUCCUGUGUCAGUGGAAAAGCUGCAGCUCAUGGUGGACUGGAUACAGUACAUCGAAUAGGGAAGAAGGGCGACGCUGCAAACAACAAGCUGCCAAGACCGAUCAUCAUUCAGUUUAGCAUGAGGACGGCGAAGGAUGAAGUGUGGAGGAAGUCCAGAGAGGCCAGGGUCUGCAAAGAACUACACAUAAACUUUAAAGAGGACUUUGUCAAAGAGGAUAGAGAAGCUCUGAUCAAGCUGUGGCUCAAGGUGCUGGAGGCUCGAACCAACGGCAGAAGAGCAUUCCUGAAAGACGGGUUUGCUAUAAUAGAUGGCAAAAGAAUCUACCCAUAAGGUACAUGCAGAAAUAAUUAAAGUGGAAUGGCAUAGGUAAAUCUGGAAGUAGAUAAAAACUUCUGGUUCCUAAUUUAAAAAAAAACGUUUUUUUUUACAAUGACAAUCUGAAUAUUGUAUUUACAAGUAGGACUUUAUGCUUACUCCUGCUACAAACAGUUCUUCAUUUUUCUAGAGAAUAAGAGUAGAAGGAAAAAGCUUAAUUUGUUCUUGUGUUGUUUUCUUGAUCUUUUUUACCUUUAAAUGCCUGUUCAACUAAGUUCUUUAAAUGUUCGAGGCUUAAAAAACAAAGUGAAACACAAGGCCAUUUUUUUAUUUUGCAAAGAAAUGAAGGCAAACAUUUUGUUUUUACAAGAGACACAUUCUAGUAGUGAUGAUGAAACUUUCUGGAAACAUGAAUGGGGAGAUGGUAUUCUUUUUUCACAUGGUGCUGCUCACUCUGCGGGAGUAAUGAUUUUAUUUAAUAAUUUUGCUGGCAACAAUAUUGAUCAUAAAAGAGAUGAAGAGGGACAUUGGCUCAUGGUAAUAGUAGAGUUUUGUGAACAAAAGCUCCUUAUCAAUGUAUAUGGGUACAAUAAUAGGUCUCUAAAUAGAAACAUGAUGACAAAUUUAAGUAAAUUAAACAGUGGAGAACUACAUCUAGCACUGAUAAGGUUAUAACAGGAGGUGAUUUCAAUUUGGCACCUAACUCAUGGCUGGAUAGGCAACCACCGAGAGGGAAACAACCAGAAUGUGACAGUAUUCUUUGUGAUUUUAGUAUGUCUACUGAUUUGCUUGAGUACUGGAGGAUGACUAACCCAAACAUGAAAAUAUAUACUUGGUUCAGUCCAACAAACAACAGAUUAUGCUCAAGAUUGGAUUAUUGGCUUGUCUCUCAAAAAAUAACUGCAUAUAUAACCAAAUGUGAAAACCAAACAACCCCACUUACGGAUCAUUGUUUAAUAAGUCUUUCAUUAGUUGUAAUUAAACAAGAAAAGCAGGUAAGCAUAUGGAAAUGUAAUAACAAUUUAUUAAAGAAUGAGGAAUUCUGUACCCAAGUUAAAAUAUUCAAUUAGAAAUUAAAGAUAUGGAGAUGUCGAACGUUAGUAAAUGGGAGUGGUUCAAAUUUAGUGUUAAACAAUUAGCUAUAGAAACCGGAAAGAAAAUAUCGGCUUUAAGCAUACGUAAAAAGAAAAAAAAAAAGAACAAAUCAAUUUAAUAAGCGGUAAGCUUGAUGUAACCACAGAAGAGGCAGAAAGCUUAAAAUCUUUACAAAAACAAUUAGAUGAUUUAGACCUGGAAAAGGCGAAAGGCGCAUAUGUGAGAUCCAAAGCAAAGUGGAUUGAGCAAGGGGGAAAAAAUUCAGCAUAUUUUUAUAGCCUAGAGAAAAGAAGACAAAGAUGAAAACAUAAUAGAAAACCCAACCCACAUGGCUAAAUAAAUUAACUUAUUCUAUGCAAAUCUAUACAAGCAAAAAGUUGCGAAAGAGAAUAGAUUUUUUUUACAUGAUUAAAGAACAGAUACAAAAAUUGAAUGAGGAAGAUAAAAAAAUGUUAGAAGAAGAUUUAGGUGAAAUAGAAAUUGCUCUGGAAGAAAUGAAAAAUGGUAAAUCGCCUGGAAUAGAUAGCCUAACUAUUGAAUUUUAUAGGAUGUUCUGGCAAGAUAUUAAAGAUAUGUUAUUUAAUGCUUUUGUGGAUUGUUUAAAAAAUGAGCAAUCAUCUCCAACAAUGAAAACAGGUCUAAUAACUUUACUGCCAAAACCAAACAAAAAUCUGUUUUUGUUAGAUAGCGGGAGACCCAUAACUCUUCUGAUUACAAGUUACUAGCCUUAGUAUAUGCAAACAGGAUCAGGGACAUCUUAGCAAAAUUAACUGAUGAAGGUCAGUCAGCGUUAAUUAAAGGUAGACAAAUUUAUAACAAUAUAAGACUAAUAUUAGACAUGAUUGAUAACCGAUCCUUUAUUAACACAGAAAGUUUAAUAUUAUUCAUUGAUUUUUUUUAAAGCAUUUGAUUCAAUAGGACAUGAUUUUUUAUUUAGAACUAUGGAACUUUUUUGUAUUUGGAAACAAAUUUUGCUAAAUAAUUAAAUUAUUUUAUAAUCAGAUUUAUAGUUACAUUUCUCUCAACCCAGGUAUUACCCUUAGAAUAGAUGUAUCCUUCGGAAUUAGGCAAGGCUGCCCACUUUCUCCAAAAUUAUGUAUUCUUUGCACGCAAAUGAUGGCUCACCUUAUUGUGAAUCAUCCGGACAUUGAAGGCAUAAACAUAUUUGAUACAGAAUUUAAGAUAAGUCAAUUUGCGGAUGACACAGGAAUUUUUUUGAAGGAUUAAUCAAUAUUGGAGAAAGCCCUAAAUGUGAUUUCAGUUUUUUCAAAGGCAUCUGGUUUGAACUUAAAUCUGAAGAAAUGUGAAGUUUUACCUCUCUAUGAUUGUUUGGAAACCAUUAUGAAGACAUUCCAGUGAAAGGAGAAGUUAAGUAUCUAGGAAUUUACUUAAACAAAUAUAUUAAAAUUAGAGAGACAAAAAAUGUGAAAGAUCAAAUUGAUAUGAUGUCUAAAAAACUGAAUCAUUGGUUAACAAGAGAUCUUACAAUUUUUGGACAGAAUUUGUUAUUUAAAUCAGAAGGUGUCUCAAAGAUGGUCUAUCAUUAUAUUCUUUAUAUAUUACCCUGCAGAUCUAUCAAAAAGAUUAAUUCAAUAAUAUAUUAUUUCAUUUGGUGCAAAAAAACACACUAUAUGAAAAAAUCACAACUGGUUAAAGACUACACUAAAGGAGGAAUUUAGACGAUUGAUUUCCCAUCUAUGGUAGGAGUUUUCAAAAUAAAUUGGCUAAAAGCUUAUCUUUUAAAACCUGACUCAUUAUGCUUCCAUAUCCCAAGGAAUAUAUUUAAAAAGGUGGGAGGGUUGGAGUUCCUCUUGAAAUGUGAUUUUGACAUAUCGAGGUUGCCUAUCAAGCUGUCAGAAUAUCACAAACAAAUAUUGUUUUACUGGAAGAUGGUGUUUAAUCAUAACUUCACUCCCCAUGGAUGGCUCCACCUUGUGGAAUAAUAGGACAAUUACAAUAAAUAGGAAAUCAUUAUUUAUAGAUAAGUGGUAUGAAAAAGGAAUUAUUUUUGUUACAGAUUUACUAGAUUCAAAGGUCAGUGUCUUGAAAUAAAGGCUUUUAAUGGAAAAUAUAAUAUCCAAUGUUCACUUAGAGAAUACAACAAAAUUUGUAAAGCGAUCCCUUUGCCCUUGUUGCAUUUUAUUCAAAAUCAUUUAAUGUAUGCCCAAAGUCAAAUAAGCUUGCCUUUGUUGCAGUUAAAACAGAUUCCUUUAAUGCAUAAAAAGUGUUAAAACAAAACUAUAAAUAAACUGUUUAACGAAAUUUCAUUUCAUGAAUUUAACAAAAACAUAAAACUAAAGGGAUGUAAUAAGAUAAAUCAAAAAUAUAUACACUUUUUCAAAUAGCCUAUCCCCCCAAAGAUUAAGGAAAUGCAAUUUAAAAUAAUAAAUGCAUAUUACCCAGCAGCUCAAAUGCAUAAGAAACGAUUCGGUUUUGAGGUGAAACCAUGUGGUUUUUGUUUACAAGAAGAAGAGUGUUGAACAUUUGUUUUUUUCUUGUUCUGUAACAUCUAACUUUUGGCUGGACAUUUAAACUGGAUGGGAAUAACAAUUAACAGAAAGAGUCCGCUGACAGUAACACAGGUUUUGUAUGAUGACAGUCAGAAGAAGUUGAAAUGCUGAGUGUUAUUGUUAUACUUGUUGGAAAAUACCAUCUUCACAAAUGUAAAUGACGUGAUGAAAAUCCUUCCAUAAACAUCCUAAAGGUUGAACUGAUAUCACUGUAUACAUCUUUAGCUCUUUUAAAAGACUCAUGCAAGUAUGCUGACCAGAUAUGUGAAAAUAUGAACCAGUACUUAUUCUUUUAAAGAAUGUGUCAAAACUUUGAUACCCAGAAAGCUUCUUUUUUUUCAUAGAAUAGAUUCACACUGCUUGAAAAUUUUUCCAAAUAAGUGAGAAUAUGGCCUAGAAAAUGUUGGUUUUUUUCUUUUCUUUGUGGCAGUUUUUUUUGUGUGAAAACUUUGUUUUGUUUUGUUGAAUUGUAAGAUAUAUUUUAGUUCUAAAUUCUGGUUUAACACAAGCGAUGUUGUACUGGGGCGACGGUGGCACAGGAGUUAAGUGCUCACCCCGUAAUCGGAAGGUUGCAGGUUCGAGUCCCGCUCAGUCUGUCACUGUUGUUGUGUCCUUGUGCAAGACACUUAACCCAGCUUGCCUGCUGGUGGUGGUCGGAGGGACCGGUGGCGCCAGUGCUCGGCAGCCUCGCCUCUGUCAGUGCGCCCCAGGGCAGCUGUGGCUACAUCGUAGCUCAUCCCCACCAGAGUGUGAAUGUGUGUGUGUGUGAAUGGGUGAAUGACUGAUUGUGUUGUAAAGCACCUUGGGGGGUUCCAGGACUCUAGAAGGCGCUAUAUCAAAUACAGGCCAUUUACCAUUUACUGUCGUUUCCCCGUGAGAGUUUGUAUGUAUGUAUGUAUAUGUAUAUGUCGAUGAUGUAAACUAAUUUUAAAAACUAACUGGUGUAACCACACCACGGAUAACAGGUGUUCCUAGACAAGACAUAUCUCCCUAGGAAUAACUUUUUAAUUCAAUUAGAGCCUUUUUGGUCAGAAAUUAAAUUUUAAAAAAGUUCAAGCAAACUUUGAUAAGUUACAUGAGUAUCUUGUGGACAAAUAUUGGUUUUAUGCUGGGUCGAAAUAACAAGUAUUGCAUUUUUCUUAUCUUUUUCUGUAAAUGGCCUGUGUUUGAUAUAGCGCCUAGAGUCCUAGAACCCCUAGGUACUUUACAACACAAUCAGUCAUUCACCCAUUCACACACACAUUUACAACUGAUGUGUAAGUAGAAUUAAACUUUUAAGGAUUAGCCACAAAUAUGUCCAGCAAAUCUGUUUUACUGUGUCAGUGCUAGUUAGUGUGUCUGUAUUUUAACACAAAUGUAAAACAGCCACCGACAAAGGUCUUAAAGAGAGUAGAACUCAAAAACUUAUUGUAGGGAUGUAGAUGCAAAAUGUUGUGAUAAAGAUUACAGUCAGCCUGGAAAGAAGAAUUAAAAAAGUACAGCAUUUGAGGGAGAUGGAGAUAUCUGAAAUGACUCAAAAAAGAAAAUGUUUAUAAAAAAUUUGGAAUAAUGAAAAAAAACAUCUCCGAUAACUUGCCAACUUUUACAAUUUGUGUAUUUUGUUAUGAAACACAAUACACACAGCCAUUCUUAUUUUAUUAUGUGAAGUCUUUAAAUAAGUAAAGAAGAAAAUUUGAAUGUUGCCAAUCCAAGUGAACUUAAAUACUUAUAACCAUUUAGGAAAAACAAACAAGGGGAAAGAGUUGCAUUGUGUUCUCUGGACUGAACAUAUUAUUUAGAUAAAAUAUGAAUAUGAAAAACAAACAAUAAAACAUCCAUUUAAAUUUUUUCUGAAAUAAAAUCUGCUUGUAAUCGCAUUUGCUUGAAAGGCUUCUAUUAAUUUUAGGAUGUUUGUCUUUCUACAAAAAUCUGAAAAUGUUUCACUUCUAAGACAAAUUGUAGCAAAGAUGGUUGUUAAUACAAAGUAUAUUUUAAAACCAGAGGAAAUAUUCACGCUGCUAGUUAUUUUUAUGUAGGCACAUUUUUUGCAGUGACAUUGGUGAUUUUCACCUUUUUUCCAAGUAUUGCUGAGAGCCACUAGAACCACUAGAGGGCGGCAUAGUACUUAGAAUCAAGAAGGCACCAGAUUAAACAAACGAAUAUGAAAGAAUAUAUGAGAUUCCGAACGAUUAUGAAUCUGUCAUUACGAUUGAAGAUUUGUUGCGGUCUCUUACUAACACAAAAACACAAACGAAUGAUGUAAAGUCGUCUUGAAAACACAUUUAAAUUUUCUGGGGUCUGAACAGUCUCUUUGAAAAGGAGCGAAACGGUAGCUGUCGGAAAGCGUCGUAAAGACCCUGUGCUCUGACAACGAUUUGGCGCCCCCUUCAGGUUUUCGGCGCAACGACCGUGUAGCAGUAGCCAGCCAACAAACGACCUGCUGGGUAAACAACGGUGGAUGCCUACGGAAGGCAGGAAUGGGAACUUCAUCGAGGACGAACAAUUUUAUGAAAUGUAGUGGAACGAAGUGAAGCGACUAACGUGAGUGUGCUUGGUGUUUGCCCUGCGAGGACAGACCUGCCACCAUGAAGAGUGAGGUGCCAUCUGAGGCCACUAGCAGACGGGAUCACCUGAAGGAGCCACUGGUAAACCCAGAGUCCAUGGAGGGAGCCAAGAACUUCCCUAACAACAUGGAGGUCCUCGGAAAGGCAGGCAGUGAUUUUGAAACCUUGUGUGAGUCCAGGCACCGGCCCUUGAGAGACACAGGGACCCACAGGGACUCAGAAAGGAGCCUGCCUGGACGUAGGAAAAGAAAAGGCCAGCAGGCCGGGCCGUCAGACUGCUCGCUAAAGGAGGACCACAUCAAUGAGGAUCCACUGGCACCUCAGCGUGCCAGAAUAGACCUUCUACAGCAUCCCAGUGAGGAUGAACAUAACGAGUCCUCUUUUAGUGACUGUGCUUCCUCUCCAUCAUCUAGCCUUCGAUUCGGGGACUCGGACACUCUGAGCUCAGAUGAUGAGGGAGAAGCUGGAGCAUCAGUAGGCCAGCAUAAGGCUCCUGCCCUUCCUACAGGGGGAGCCACUGAAGUUAGCCUGCGUCCUAGUUUGAGUCGAACUCGUGGUGGUCGCUCCCAUAAGUGGGUGCGGCCCGAGGCAGAGCCCGUGUUGCUGAAGCGGCAGUGUUUGAGCAGUCGGCGGCCUCUGCAGAGGAAACGCUUUGUGAAAACAGCUCCAGGAGGAGGUCCGCGGACUCAAAAGCAGAAGGAGCGAUUGCUGCUGCAGAGGAAGAAACGUGAAGUGAUCGCAAGUAGGAAGUAUGCCCUGCUCAACAGUAGUAGUAGUUCCAGUGAAGAGCUUAGCAGCGACUCAUCCUCCCCGUCUUCCACUGAGGUGGAAGAUGAGCUUUAUGUAGAUGUGAGCAGCACCAGCAGCCAGCCCAACAGUGCUACUGUAGCAACAGGUGCUCUAGAUGAGGACGUGGUGGUGAUCGAGGCAUCGCCAGCUCCAGCACCUGCUGUUCCUGCAAGUGAGGAGAUAAAUGUCACCUCAACUGACAGCGAGGUGGAGAUCGUCACAGUCGGCGAUGGAUUCAGGUCACGCUCUGUGGGGGGUAUUGGCAGGAUUUGGGCCAGUAGUUGCUCCCAAAAUCGUCUCCAGGAAUCUCGUGGACGUCACAGACUUUCCACGGUUAUCCAGCCACUGCGUCAGAACGCUGGGGAGGUGGUGGAUCUCACCGUGGAUGAGGAUGAUCUUUCAGUUGUGCCAACGACUUCUAGCAGCAUUCAGGCUCAGACUGUGAGGUCGUCGUCAUCAUCCUCCCAUCGUGCCUCUACCUCUGAGCUCAAUGAAGUCCCGGGCCCCUCUACUAGCUGUGCAGGUUUCGUACCUGAAAGUAUGCACACGCAGAGUGGUUCUGCUCGCACAGCUGCAGAGGACGACAGAAGGCCAGGAUUGUCGGGUACAGCCGGAGAAAACUCAGGCACAGCCAUGCCCAGACUUCCAUCUUGCUGUCAGCAGCACUCCCCCUGCGGAGGCCCCUCGCCUGCUCACCUGACCCUGAGCCACUCCCAUUCAAGCUGCCUGCAGGCAUCAUCCUCUCAGCCACCCAGUGGCCCUCAGCACACCCACAGCAACACUCACCACUUUGUCCACCACAUCCAUCACCCAGCUCCACAGCCCCCAGGUACUUUACCCUUUCAGGAGCCAAGUUGCCAUGUGGAGCGGCCCAGUGCUCUGCCCGCCCCCUGUGCUGGAGUCAGUGGCGGCACCAAUAGCAGCAGCAGCAAUGCAGCCCACUACCAUGACCAGCAAACCCUGCCAGUGGAUCUGAGCAACAGCAGCAUUCGAAGCAGUGGAACCAACGGGGCUAGUUUCCAUGGCAGCACGUCGGCCUUUGACCCCUGCUGCCCAGGCUCCACCUCACGGCCUCCUGCUUAUGUUUCACAUGCCACCCCCGGGCCCAGUCAGCCGGCUGUGGUGGACUCGUUUGGAUCCUCCAUGGUGGCACAGCCGCAAACACAACCUCAGCCCUGCAGACAUUACAUGCAUCCGCCUUACGGUUCCCUAACACGAUCGCUGCACCAUCAGCCCUCCUCCGCCUGCCCCCAUUCCCAUGGGAACCCCCAACUGACAGCUCAGCCUCCUCCACAGGGCGACAUUUUCGUUCCCCACAACUUUUCCCCACCCUUUCACACACCGCUGCCAUCACACCCUCCGGGGCACACCGUGCCCCCCGCCCCUCCCCCUCCCUUGUCCACCCACCACCUCUCCACUUCAAGUGCCCCGCUAGCGCAGCACCUCCCUACGGACCACCAGACCCUGUCGCACCACAUGCCAUCUCUGGCGCAGCGGCUCCAUCAACACGAGAUGCUGCAGAGGAUGGAGGUUCAGCGGCGGAGGAUGAUGCAGCACCCUACGCGAGCACACGAGCGUCCACCUCCACACCCUCACAGAAUGCACCCCAACUAUGGUCAUGGGCACCACAUACACGUGCCACAAACUAUGUCUUCCCAUCCGCGCCAGCCGGAGCAAAGAACAACAUGGGAGCUUGGCAUCGAGGCUAGUGUUCCCGUGGCACCGUACACUUCAGGGCACCUCCACCCCCACCUGCCCCACUAUCAUGCCCCCCCAAGACUGCACCACUUCCCCAUCUCCAUCAUGCACACUGGCAUUUCUGAAGUGACCUAUCCACACAUUAGGUACAUCUCAUCUAGAAUGACUGGCUUUGGAAGAACUUAUGAGGACCUGCUGCAUUUAGAAGAAAGACUGGGGACUGUGAACCGAGGAGCCUCUCAGGGAACCAUAGAGAGGUGCACCUACCCACACAAGUACAAAAAGAAGGUGUUGGAGAGAGACAUUGACCAACAGUUAACCCCUGAAGCUUGGGCUCCUAUUGGGAAAAAUAUGCACGCAACCCCAGAAUCGAGGAAGCUGCACGGGAAGCAGGACGAAGACGAGGGGGCGGAUGAAGACACAGAAGAAAAAUGCACCAUCUGUCUGUCGAUACUGGAGGAGGGGGAGGACGUCAGACGCCUACCGUGUAUGCACCUCUUCCAUCAGCUGUGUGUGGAUCAGUGGCUGCUCACCAAUAAGAAGUGCCCCAUCUGCAGAGUGGACAUUGAGGCGCAGCUGUCUGCCGAGAGUUGAUGCUGUUUUCUUUUUUUAUUCUUAUUUUCCCCCGAACAACGGUGUAGUUUGUUCAAAUGUUUUUUUUUUUUCAAAUCAUAUUAAGUUUCACUUCAGUACUGCAGUCAACCAAAGAUGGCAUGAUUUACCUGCGCAGCUCUACUACCAGAAAACUGUAAAAAAGAAUUUAAAAGAGGUUAAAAUUUAAAACAAGCAUUGAGCCUAGAGUGCCAGCUCUCUCAUAUUACAACAGCUAGAUUUUUCCAUUAAGGAUUUGAGAUUUUAUUGUAUUUAUAAAAGCUUUUAAUGUAGCUUUUGAUUGUUUCCUAAAGUGUCAUUUCUGUUUUUGUUUUUCUGCAUGUUUCCUUGCAAUGCAUUUCUUUGCACAUAUGACUUGGGCUUAAAAGCGGCCCAACAAGUUGCCGGUUGAGGGGAGCUGCUCUAGUGAGGAUGCAUUUCUGUAAACCUAAUGCCUUGCUUUACUAGAAUAGAAUGUCAACCUCCAGGUGUUUUUGUUUCACAAACAAAAAGCAAAACAUUGCAGGAUUCAUUUUACCAAGCAUUGUAUUGAUUAGUUUAUGUUUAGCAGAUGUUGUUAGUGGAAGAUGUUCCUACGUAAAACAAGACAUUCCUAACUAGGGAAAUAUGUUAACAGAUCAGCUGCUGUAUUAGUGCACACCCAGUAUUUCUAGAGUGGAAAGUAAGCUCCAUUGUUCACUUCUCCCAGAAUAUGCACAUGCUUUGCUCCUGCUCCUUCUUUUUUUAUUACAACAUCGUUCUCGCCACCUUCUCAUGUCUUUUAGGGAGCAAGAAAAAUAAAAAAAGAAUGUCGCGUUCCUCUCUUGAUGGUUCUUUCGAACCUGAGCGAUUGUCGGGAACUGCUGAGUCUUCUGUCUCCUGGUGGAGAAUGCAGCGCUUGAGCUGAUCUCAGGCCUGUGUGUGCUUAAGAGAAUUCAGUUGAGCUUGCAAACUGGUGAUCAUGUUUUUCAUUUGAAACAGUAGUGUGGCUUUAGUUUAUUCAUCUCCUCUCGUUGUGUGUGUGUGCUCAGAGGGGAAUACACAGCUCAAGUGGAGAUAAAUAUUUAUCGUUUGUUCUCACUUCUCAAACCAGUUCAUCCCCCGUUCCCUUUUGUCUCUGUAGUUGAGCAGCAGCCUUCAUCUUUGAUGCUGUGGAAAGAAAAACACUAUUGACUUACUCACUUGCAUAGACUUGCACAAGAGAGGAAACGGUAGGAGAAUAGUAAGACCGUGCGCUGAGGCCAUGUAUUUCCACUCUUGAUGAUGAUUUAAAAGAAAAAAGAAGACAAAAAUAUUUUGAAUUGAGUGUUGAAAUGCAGUACUUAAAGCAGGUAUCCAUGCAUUCAUCGACUUAAAGGCACCAGGAUCAUAUUAUGUGGGAUUUAUAUUAGUUUUGAAAAUAAUAUUAAUAAACUUGGAUAACUCUUGAGUCUUUUCUAUUGUAACUAUCCAAUCAACAUCCAAGUUCAAUUUGUUUAUUUGUUUAUUUCUCUUUAAAACAUUAAAGCAGCAAGAAUACGGUUGUAAACAUGUUGGAAGGGCCAUAAUUAUUUUUAUUUAUCUAUUAAAGGCUUACCCAUCUGGGACAAAAACGA